Dracunculus medinensis (Guinea worm) is the source of this 1413-nucleotide messenger RNA. Lineage: Eukaryota; Metazoa; Nematoda; Chromadorea; Rhabditida; Dracunculidae. The record is from the annotation of a GenBank genome assembly.
AUGUCACUUCUUGGAACACUUAUCUUCCCAUUUAUUAUAACUUUCAUAUGCUUCAUCGUCUUCCAGUUUUAUUUGAGGCGUAGAAAUUUUCCACCUGGACCAGUACCUUUGCCUUUAAUAGGCAAUUUUCAUCAAAUUGACCUUGCUUAUCCGCAUCGCACAAUGGUAGCAUGGAAUAAGAAGUAUGGAGAGAUGUUCACCGUUUGGCUUCCUAAACCUAUAAUUGUAUUAGCCGAUUAUAAAGUUAUGAAAGACGCGUUAAUUAAACAUGGAGAUGCAUUUUCUGGAAGACCAAUGACAUUUGUAUACGGUAUAUUUUCUAAUCAUCAACCUGAUGGCGAUGGCAUAAUCCUUAGCCAGAAUGAAAAAUGGAUUCACCAAAGAAGAUUCGCUUUAAAAGUUUUCCGAGAUUUUGGUAUGGGAAAAAAUUUGAUGGAAACCAAAAUAGAAUAUCAUUGCAAUAAGCUUAUCGAGUUAAUUCAUUAUGAUAUAUCUAACGGAAAAACUAUUAUGAAUCUUCACCUUCCAGUUGCAUUUUGUGUUGGAAAUAUAAUCCAAGAUUUGUUUGCCAGUGUCGAGAUGUUGAUGAUCGAUUGUUAUCCAUGGAUGCGGUUUUUUCUUCCCAAAUAUUAUCGAUAUUGCAGAAAUGGUUUCGCACUACAAAAGUUUUUCCUAGAUCAUAUCGAUGAACAUGAAAAACAUCUCUCGCAUGAAGACGAUGAACCAUUUGAUUUCAUAGAUGCCUAUAUAAAAGAGAUAAAAAAGAAAACUAACGGAAAUAAUUAUAACAAAAUAUCAUUGGCUCUAAAUUCGGGUGAUUUGUGGACAGGUGGCUUGGAGACGACUGUAACUACGAUUCGAUGGGCAAUCAUUUAUAUGAUAAGGUUUCCCAAAAUUCAAAAUCGAUUAUUUGACGAAAUUUCGAAGGUGAUUGGGGCAAAAAAAGUUAAAUGGUUAGACAGAAAUAAUAUGCCGUAUACACUUGCAACAAUUUAUGAGGUCCAGCGAUUGGUAAAUAUACUUCCUUGGCAUAUUCCGCAUGCAACAACAAAAGAUAUCUAUUUUCACGGAUAUCUCAUACCAAAGGGAACGACGAUAAUGCCUCAAUUAGGAGCCAUCCAUUUCAACGAAGAAUUGUUUCCGAAUCCGGAGUCCAUUAAUCCUGAGAGGUUUUUAAAAGAAGAUGGUUCUCUGCGAUUAAUCAAUGAAUUUAAUCCAUUCGGAAUCGGAAAACGAUCUUGUUUGGGCGAAGCUCUUGCUCGUAUGGAGCUUUUCAUGAUAUUCACCACUCUUAUACAAAAUUUCCAAUUCUCGACAGCUCAUGGAGUGGCUCCAUCGCUUAAACGUUCACUUGGUAUGGCUUCUGUGCCUCAAGAAUACGAAUGCACUGUCGAAGCAAGACAUCAUUUAUAA